Messenger RNA from Argentina anserina (silverweed cinquefoil), 1239 nucleotides. Its product is annotated as chlorophyll a-b binding protein, chloroplastic. Bases 108 to 923 code for a protein of 271 amino acids. Gene Ontology annotation, cellular component: chloroplast thylakoid membrane. Gene Ontology annotation, biological process: photosynthesis, light harvesting in photosystem I; response to light stimulus. NCBI's taxonomy places the organism in Eukaryota, Viridiplantae, Streptophyta, Magnoliopsida, Rosales, Rosaceae. The record is from RefSeq and is a predicted model, not a curated record. The transcript is spliced from 5 exons.
AUACAUUAAGACAAUUUCAUUUUCAUACUUCACCAACAAACCCUACCCUGCUUUAGAGCACAAAUAGUUUAACGAAAAAUUUUCCUUGGUUAAAUUAUCAGUCAAAAAUGGCUUCUGCUUGGGCUUCCUCUGCCAUUGCAGCUGUUUCUUCUCCCAGCUUGCAGAAAGCUGGGUCUGCUUUGGCAGCAACAAAGGCUUCGUUUUUUGGCGGGAGGAAGUUGAGAGUGAGAAACGUGGCAGCACCGAGUGGAUCGUCAUCAACAUCCUUCAGAGUAUGUGCUGCUGCAGCUGACCCUGACAGACCUCUAUGGUUCCCAGGCAGCACCCCACCUCCAUGGCUCGAUGGAAGCCUUCCAGGAGACUUUGGCUUUGAUCCUCUUGGUCUUUCAUCUGACCCUGACAGCCUAAAGUGGAACGCUCAGGCUGAGCUCGUACACUGCCGGUGGGCGAUGUUGGGUGCUGCCGGCAUCUUCAUCCCGGAGUUCUUGACAAAGAUUGGCAUCCUCAACACUCCUUCAUGGUACACAGCAGGAGAACAAGAGUACUUCACUGACACAACCACCCUAUUCAUUGUCGAGCUAAUUUUCAUUGGCUGGGCUGAGGGAAGGAGGUGGGCAGACAUCCUCAAGCCUGGGUCUGUUAACACCGACCCCAUUUUCCCCAACAACAAGCUCACCGGCACAGACGUUGGUUACCCGGGUGGCCUCUGGUUCGACCCUCUUGGAUGGGGAAGUGGCUCACCUGAGAAGAUCAAGGAGUUGAGGACAAAGGAGAUCAAGAAUGGGAGACUGGCUAUGUUGGCUGUCAUGGGUGCUUGGUUUCAACACAUUUACACCGGUACCGGCCCCAUUGACAACCUCUUUGCUCACCUUGCUGAUCCUGGCCACGCCACUAUUUUCUCUGCUUUCAAUAAGGUUCAAUAAGUGAGAGCAAAGUUGUUGGUGAAUUCCGAUUGGAUCCAAGUUUGGAAGAAGGGGCAACUAUGGGGAUCACAUAUCAUUAAUCUUGAGGACUGAGGCUUACGGUUAUGCAUGAAACCAAAGGGAAAUUUGUAGGACUAAGACCUGUAAACUUGUUAUGUGAUUUGAUAGAACCAUCUUCUGAUGUACAAAUAUAUGUUUGGACUUUAACUCCAUAUAUAUGUAUUGAAUCAGUUGUUAACGUACACUGUUUAUUAAGCAAGCAACACUCCAGUGAUUGAAAUAUUCAAUGAUCAACAUCAAUGUACAAUUGAUUUCA